Molecule: messenger RNA, 1044 nt
Organism: Durusdinium trenchii
Lineage: Eukaryota; Dinophyceae; Suessiales; Symbiodiniaceae
Source: the annotation of a GenBank genome assembly
AUGUUUUGUUUGAGAUGCACUUUGUGUCAGACUGCAAAUCAAAAUGACAAAGGAACGGACGCCAAUCAAGAGCAUGAGGUCAACAAGUAUUUGCUGUUCCUCCGGAUUGUCCUUGCAGAGAUGUUUAAGGACCUCCGUUUGAACGGCUGGCAGAUUGAGGAGGCCAAAGAGCGGAUGGCUAUCCUUUCCAGGUCAUCAUCCCAUCGCCACAACAGUUCCUCCAGUGUUGGCAUUGUGAUGCAGUUGACACGUGUGCUAUGGGAUGAGCUUCUACCUCAGUUAGAGCAGCAACCCAAAGCCUCACGACAAGUCAUCUUGACGCUUUUGGAGCCCCUCAUUAGCCUUUCAGAAACAUCGUACGUUGAAGGACUUGUUCGCGGAAUCCAUGAGACUGUCUUCAAAAAGGUUCCGUGGGAGCUGCUGGACAGUUUGAUCAAGAGAUUGCUGGAAGCUGCUGCCCGAACAGACAUCCUCCAGCAAAAUCGAGAAGUGCUAUAUGAGACAGUUGACGAAUUGGAAAGACGAGCAAGGGGUCCUCCUCCCAGUGUGCUGCUUUUCAACGAGGAUAUCUCCGACAAAGCAGACGCAGUUCCAAAGGGGAAAAGAGCAACAACGAAGGGGAAAAGCAAAAAGGGGUCAAAGACAAAGGUGGCCAAGGCAAAGAAUGCAAAGAGAGUCAGCCAGGUUUCUCCAUUGAUGCUUCCUAAGGCAGCAGAGCCACAAUUGCCAAAGACAGAGCUGACCGGUAAGAGGACCCAGCGACGUACAAAGAUGAAGGGAGGGAAGCACACUAAUGACAAGAGGAACCCGACCAAGGCAACUACGGAUCAAGAACCGUUUGUGGAGCCGACAAGAAAAGAGAAGCACAUAGCAAGAAAACGAGGGGUGACUUUCAAUCCAUUGGACAAGGUUGUGACGUACUCAGAAGAUACACCAGUGUCAAAGAUGAAGGGUCCUGGAGUAAAAUGCAAGAAGCGAAGGAUUGAAAGCACAAAGGGCGAACAGAGGAACAGUGCUAAGAAAAGGACAUUGAAGAGAGGAUAA